AUGCAGGACCUGGUGGAGCAGUCAUGGAAUAGAGGAGCAGAGGGUGAGGUCUCACCAGAUCCGGCCGCAACGGAGAGGAAGAGGCGACGCGCCACGGGCAGGGCGAGGUGCCGAGCGGAGCCGCAGACAGGGCAGAUGAAGAGGCGACCACGCAGGGCCGACGGGGCGGCCGGCGUCGCCCGUACUGGGGCAAGGGACGACGGCAGCGGAGCAGGCACCGUCGGGGAUGGGGCCUGGGGCGCGACGGGUGGCCCGCGGCUGUAG
Molecule: messenger RNA, 264 nt
Organism: Miscanthus lutarioriparius
Lineage: Eukaryota; Viridiplantae; Streptophyta; Magnoliopsida; Poales; Poaceae
Source: the annotation of a GenBank genome assembly